Molecule: messenger RNA, 2969 nt
Organism: Sesamum indicum (sesame)
Lineage: Eukaryota; Viridiplantae; Streptophyta; Magnoliopsida; Lamiales; Pedaliaceae
Product: zinc finger CCCH domain-containing protein 30
Molecular function (GO): metal ion binding; protein binding
Source: RefSeq, a predicted model, not a curated record
ACCCCCCCCUCCCUCCUUUCCCUUCUCUCUCACUCUCUUUCUCUCUCUCUAGGAUACAGACACAUUUCCUCUUGACUGCACAACAAAACAAACCUCCCCUCGCUUUCUCUCGAAUUUUCUGCACUUCUCCCUCCCCUAUACACGUACAACACCCCCCUGUAUGUGUACAUCACUUGUAAAAUCUGUAUAAUGAAGACUUUUGUCUGGUUCAGGCCGUUUGAUUUGUUGUUCUUUGUUACUCCGAGCAAUGGAUCGGUGAAUGAGUGACGGAAAUGAUAAACUCGCAGAUCUUCGGUGGAAGCUUGGGUUUUUGGGGUCAGUGCUCUUUUACGAUCUUCAUUCAGCUGACGGUUUCUUUUGCAGAUACGGACAGUUGUUUGAUUGAAGUAUCGCAGUGGGCUGGAGCUAUAAAAAUCUAGUUUCUCUACCACCUCAUUGGCUGCUGCUGUACGAUAUAAGAAUAUGAAGGGCAUGAGUAAAUUAUCUGUCGAGACUGAGGAUUCCUUUUCCAGUUUGCUUGAAUUUGCUGCCAAUAAUGACAUUGAAGCUUUCAGGAGAUCCAUUGAGCUUGAUUUGUCUGGAGUUGAUGAGGCUGGACUUUGGUAUGUUCGCAAGAUAGGUUCAAAGCAGAUCACCCAGGACGAAAGAACACCACUGAUGGUUGCUGCUACUUAUGGUAGUGUUGAUGUAUUGAAGUUGAUAGUUGCCCUACCAGAGGUUGAUUUGAAUAGAUCUUGUGGCCAGGAUAAGUGGACUGCUCUUCAUUGUGCUGCUUUUGGCGGAUCUGUUAAUGCAUUUGAUGUUGUGAAGCUGCUGUUAUCUGCUGGUGCUGAUCCAAAUAUUGAGGAUGCAAAUGGCCGGCGCCCAGUUGAUGUGAUUAUAGUUCCUCCAAAGCUUCCUGGCGCUAAAGCUGCACUUGAGGACUUGCUUAUGAACAGUACUUCUGAUGGCUCUGUCGUUGAUUGUAAUUUACAUGUCUCGAUUUCCACUUCCAGUGCAUCUUCUCCGGUUUUAUCAUCAUCUCCGUCUCCAGGAAGUAGGUCUCCAUGCUCCCAAUCUGAUACUGUAUCUUCUCCUACUGCUGCAAAGUUCAGUGAUGUUCCUGCUAAUUCUGUGUCAGAGAAGAAACAAUAUCCCGUGGAUCCAUCUCUUCCUGACAUUAGAAACAGUAUCUACUCAACUGAUGAGUUCCGUAUGUUCUCAUUCAAGGUCAGGCCCUGUUCGAGGGCCUAUUCUCAUGAUUGGACUGAAUGUCCUUUUGUUCACCCUGGAGAAAAUGCCCGCAGGAGAGACCCACGGAAGUACCAUUACAGCUGUGUCCCAUGUCCUGAUUUUCGUAAAGGUGCUUGUAGGCGUGGGGACAUGUGCGAGUACGCACAUGGUGUGUUUGAGUGCUGGCUGCACCCUGCGCAGUAUCGAACAAGGCUCUGCAAGGAUGGCACAAGCUGUGCUAGGCAGGUGUGUUUUUUUGCUCACACCCAGGAGGAGCUUCGCCCCUUGUAUGUCUCUACUGGAUCUGGUGUUCCCUCUCCAAGGUCAGCUGCCUCGGCAGCUAGUUUCAUGGACAUGGCUGCUGCUUUAAGCCUUUUGCCUGGUUCUCCCACAUCGCACUCUGUUAUGUCUCCUUCUGCAUUCAAUCAGACCCUGUCGCCUACAGCAAAUGGAAUGCCUCAUUCAUCUGCAGCUUGGCCUCAACCAAAUGUUCCAACUCUUCAUCUUCCUGGUAGCAACCUCCAAUCCAGUCGGCUGAGGUCUUCCCUCAGUGCUCGUGAUAUUCCACCGGAGGAUCUGAAUAUGUUACAGGAUUUUGAUGCCCAGCAACUUGUUCUGAAUGACAUGGCAUGUUUUUCACAGUCACAACCCAAUUCUGCUAUGUUGAAUCGUUCGGGUCGGUCCAAGUCAACACUAACUCCUUCCAAUCUUGAGGAGCUUUUUUCAGCUGAGAUUACAUCAUCACCUAGAUUUCCUGAUCAGGCAGUGGCCUCUGGUGUUUUUUCUCCUAGACAUAAAUCAGCCGUUCUCAAUCAGUUUCAACAGCAGCAGAGCAUUUUAUCACCAAUUAAUACUAAUGUUUUUUCUCCAAGAAAUGUAGAACACCCUUUGUUGCAGGCUUCUUUCGGUGUCUCAUCUCCAAGGAUGUCACCGAGAAGCUUGGACACUGUAUCCCCAAUGAGUGCUCGUCUUUCAGCAUUUGCCCAACGUGAGAAGCAGCAGCAACAGAUGCACAGCCUCAGCUCCCGGGAUCUUGGAACUGGCCAUGGCCCCAUUGUUGGGCCGCCCGUUGCUGCUGCUUGGUCUAAGUGGGGAUCCCCCAAUGGAAAAGCUGAUUGGUCUGUUGGUGGGGACGAUCAAAGCUGCCUGAAAAAAUCAUCUACAGUUGAACUCAAUAACGGUGGAAAUGAGCCUGACUUGUCAUGGGUGCAGUCUCUUGUCAAAGAAUCACCACCUGAGAUGAUGGACAAGACUGCAGCUUCCGCUUCUGGUGCUGCACCAUCCGGUGAGUGUUUGAAACCAAAUUCUCAAAUUGAUUCCAUUGAUCAUUCAGUUUUAGGGGCUUGGCUCGAGCAGAUGCAACUCGAUCAGCUGGUCGUCUAGUGUGCACGAAUUCAUUUUCAGUUAGACAGACAAGACUGUAGGAAGUAUAUAAAAUUUUUGGGCUCUUUCUUUUUGCUGGUGGCAAAGGUGCAAUCCAAAAGAGUAGCAGCAAUGGAGUUUGAGAGUUUUAUUUGGUAUAAUGAGUUCAAUUUUCCCCCUCGAAAGGUGUAUUCAACUUAAAUUAUUUAUUGAUUAUUAUUAUAACAUGAGUUUUCAUUUGUUAUCUGGGCUGUUCAAAGAAACCAGUCCCAGUCUGCUCAUCUUUCUUCUUUUGUACUUGGAAGUAAUCUUUCUCUUGUAUUCUCCGGACUAGAUACCUAUAUAUAUAUAUACACACAUAUAUUGCAUUGUAUUGAAUCUUUUAUUUCUAAGUU